CCAGCUGAAGGGGUCUGGCUAUGUUGCUGGCACUUGCUCCCGACCCUUUUCCCGCCCUCCGGCUCUCCCGCACCUUUCGCCCCUUCCCUCCCUCUCCCUCAUUCCCCUCGCUACAUUCCCCCAGGCCUCCCGCCCUGAGCACAUUCCAUGUCCGUGCCGACUUUCGACAGCCGGCCGGUGACCAACGGCAAGGUCGUGCUGGACACCACCUUUGGCGAGCUGGAGAUCGAGCUCUGGGCACGCGAGGCACCAAAGGCUGCGCGAAACUUCCUCCAACACUGCGUCGACGGUUACUAUGAUGGCUGCCUCUUUCACCGGGUGGUUCGGAACUUCAUCAUCCAGACCGGCGAUCCGACUGGAACCGGCGACGGUGGCGAGUCUAUCUACGGCAAGCCCUUCUCCCAUGAGUUUCACCACCGGCUGACCUUCAGCCAGCGUGGCAUGGUAGCCUCGGCCGCUGAGGGCCCCUUCCAGAAUGGCUCACAAUUCUUCAUCACCCUGGGCGAGGCGCCGGAGCUCAAUCGCAAGCACACCAUCUUCGGCAUGAUUGCUGGCCCGACCAUCUUCAACGCCCUGCGGAUUGGUGAGGUCAGUUGCAACGAUGAAGACGUGCCUGACGUGCCAAUCCGCAUUGUGCGGACUCGGGUUUUGGCCAAUCCCUUCGAAGACAUGGAGAUGAGCGAGUGGGCUCGGCAAGCAGCCGCCGAGCGGGAGGCCGCAGCCCGCCGUGAGGCCGAAAAAUCCAAGCGCCCAGUGGUGACCGCACGCGCGACCCGAAACAAGAAGCUCCUUUCCUUCGCCGGCGAUGACGAUGAGGAGGAGGAGGAGGCGGACCUGCCCAAGGCCGGCGCCGGCAGGCUAUUGGUCAGUCGUCACGAAUCGCUUGGCGUUGGCACGCGCGAGCCUCGGCCGACCGUGGCGGCAUCCCCUGCCACUGUUGGCAGUGCUGUUCCUGUCACGGCAACCGGGGUCGCUGCCUCUGCCCCUGCUACGGCCGCUGUCCCCGAUCCAGCUUCGGCUCCUGCUGCUGAGGGUGGCCCAGCCCCAAAGCCCACUCCCAGUGGCUUCCGCAUCGUUGAUUCCUCUGACGACGACGACGAUAGUGAUGGUGAUAAGGAGGAGGAGGAGGCUGCUGGCGACGCUAGCACAGCUGGUGCUUCCACCAACCAGCCUGCCCCCAGCGGCCGUGACAUUCUCGCCUCCAUGCAUAACGCAUACAAGGCCCAAGCCGCGACCAACCUCCUCCGGAGGCAGCGAGGCGCCAGUCGGAAGAAGGACUUUGACAGCAUGGCCCAUUUGAUGAAUUUCGAGCAGAGCAUGCUCAGUGCGAUCACCUCGGCGCGCGAGGAGGACAAACAGCCGGAUGCCGAGCGGCCGGUGCUCUGCUCACGGCACGCUCUCCGCGACUGCCUGACCUGCCACCCGGAGCUUGGCUCCCGGGAGAUCGGUGCCGACUGGUUCACAUACAAGAUUUUGCAGAAGGAGGACUCGGCGCGUGCGCGUGAGCAGCAGGCCCUUCUUUUUGGCGAGGCCGAUGAUUUGCUGGUUCUUGACCCUCUGGAUCAAACUGAUCGGGCGGAGAUUGACCGGCGUGACAGUGAAUUUGCCCAGAAGCGCGGUCGUCGUCCGGGGGCCGGUGGCGGCCCGGAUCGCAAGUGGGAAAAACUGGGCCCCGGGAAUGAUGACCCGGAGCCAGACCCACUGGACUCUCCCUCGUGGGAUGGCCCGCCGGACGGUCGUGAAGGUGGUCGAUCUUCGCGGGUCUCUGGCCGGGGGCGCGGCCGCGAUUCGAGUCGCGAGUAUGACCGCAGCCGCGACCAUGAUCGUGGUCGUGGCCGCGAUCGCAGUCGCAGUCGCGAGCGCGACCGGGGGCGUGACCGUCGGCAAGAUGACCGUGGCCACGGUCACAGCCACAAUCCUCGGCGGCGAGAUUACAACGAUCGCGACCACCGCGACCACCGCGACCACCGCGACCAUCGCGACCGCCGAGGUGGCGGCUAUUCGCGUGGCCGGAGCCGGAGCCCCCCCUCUGGCGGGCGCCGAUGAAAAGACCAACCCAAGGCCCCUCUGUGUAUGGCCCUGCCUCCUAAACAUGCCGCUCUCAGUGUGA
This is a messenger RNA of Fonticula alba, 2110 nucleotides long. RefSeq lists its product as hypothetical. Gene Ontology annotation, molecular function: peptidyl-prolyl cis-trans isomerase activity. The transcript has 6 exons. The coding region runs from base 148 to 2046 and encodes 632 amino acids. NCBI's taxonomy places the organism in Eukaryota, Rotosphaerida, Fonticulaceae. The record is from RefSeq and is a predicted model, not a curated record. Gene Ontology annotation, biological process: protein peptidyl-prolyl isomerization; protein folding. Gene Ontology annotation, cellular component: catalytic step 2 spliceosome.